AUGUUACGACUGCAAUUGAGAAAAGCUUGUGCAAUGUCUGAUCACAAGGCUAAUUACCCACAUGAGUUUGUGAAGUUUCUAAAUGCUUGCCCUACGCCUUAUCAUGCGGUGCAUGAGAUAAAGAAACAUUUUGACGAAUAUGGAUUCAAAGAGCUGUCAGAGCGCCAUUCGUGGGAUGGCGUACUGACCCGUGGCGGCGGCUUCUAUGUGACCAGGAAUGACUCUUCUAUUCUUGCCUUCACUGUGGGUUGCCAAUGGGCGCCUGGAAACCCCAUCGCGAUCACAGGGGCGCACACGGACUCCCCUGUGCUCAAGAUAAAGCCUGUGUCCAAACGCUCAAGCGAAGGUUACGCACAAGUUGGUGUCGAAUGCUAUGGUGGUGGAAUCUGGCACUCUUGGUUCGAUGCUGACCUUUCAAUUGCUGGCAGAGUCAUGGUGAAAGACCAGAAGACAUCGAACGUUCGCUCCAUGCUUGUGGACCUCAAGCAGCCUUUGCUCAAAAUUCCAACUCUUGCAAUCCAUCUCGACCGCGACGUCAACCAAAAGUUUGAAUUUGACCGAGAGAACCAACUGUUGCCUGUGGCUGGGCUUGAAAGUCAGAGUUCUGAAAGCAGUAAGAGCUGCGAACAGGCGGCCCCACAAGAAGGUGAGUUCUUCUCAAUCAAGGCUGUGGUUGAGAGGCACCACCGUGAUCUAGUGGAUUUGGUGGCUGAGGAACUCGGAAUCGAGGUCACGCAGAUUGAAGACUUUGAGUUGACGUUGUAUGACCACAAGCCCGCUUGUCUCGGCGGAUUGCACCGCGAAUUUGUGUUUUCGGGCCGCCUAGACAACCUGACCUCAUGCUUUACUUCCAUGCAUGGUCUCACCGAGGCUCUAAAAACGGGGCUAGAAAAAGAAUGCGGAAUCAGAAUGAUGGUCUGCUUCGACCACGAGGAAAUCGGAUCUUCAUCAGCGCAGGGCGCAGACUCCAACUUCUUGCCAGCGAUUCUUGAAAGAAUUCUACGCUUCCCAGCAAUUUCCGACAAGAGCGGUUCCCAGCAUGAUAGUUCUUUGCAGAUGUCUGUCGCAAGGUCCUUUUUCUUAUCCUCCGACGUUGCGCACGCGGUCCACCCCAACUACGCGAACAAGUAUGAGUCAAAGCACAAGCCUGCGAUUGGCCAAGGUCCUGUUAUCAAGGUCAACGCAAACCAGCGUUAUAUGACGAACUCUCCAGGGCUUGUUCUUGUUAAGCAUAUCGCCGAGCGUGCCAAAGUUCCUUUGCAGUUAUUUGUUGUUGCCAACAAUUCACCAUGUGGCUCUACAAUAGGGCCAAUUAUAGCCUCCAAAACCGGAAUCAAGACUUUAGACCUCGGAAACCCGAUCUUGAGCAUGCAUUCUAUUAGAGAAACUGGGGGAUCCGACGACCUAGAGUGGCAGAUUAAGCUAUUUUGUGAAUUUUUUGAGACCUACUCAACUUACGAAAGCAAAGUGUAUGAGCCUUCGACCUAA
This is a messenger RNA of Lachancea thermotolerans CBS 6340, 1488 nucleotides long. RefSeq names its product aspartyl aminopeptidase (gene APE4). The coding region runs from base 1 to 1488 and encodes 495 amino acids. Lineage: Eukaryota; Fungi; Ascomycota; Saccharomycetes; Saccharomycetales; Saccharomycetaceae. The record is from RefSeq and is a predicted model, not a curated record. Gene Ontology annotation, cellular component: fungal-type vacuole. Gene Ontology annotation, biological process: proteolysis. Gene Ontology annotation, molecular function: zinc ion binding; metalloaminopeptidase activity. The transcript has a single exon.